This is a messenger RNA of Mesorhabditis spiculigera, 903 nucleotides long. The record is from the annotation of a GenBank genome assembly. NCBI's taxonomy places the organism in Eukaryota, Metazoa, Nematoda, Chromadorea, Rhabditida, Rhabditidae.
AUGCUGGUGGCGGUUAAAGCUAUUGCAUCGGCUACGCAAAAAGCUGGAUUGGCCAAAUUGUAUGGUAUCGCCGGCUCGACCAACGUCCAGGGCGAGGAAGUCAAGAAAUUGGACAUCCUCUCCAACGAGUUGAUGAUCAACAUGCUGAAGGCAUCAACUCAGACCUGCCUCCUUGUGUCGGAAGAAAACGAUGAAUUGAUUACGGUCGAGUCGCGCCGUCGAGGAAAAUACAUUUGCUGCUUCGAUCCGCUGGACGGAUCCUCGAACAUUGAUUCGUUGAUCUCGAUCGGCACGAUUUUUGGCGUUUACAAGAGGCAAAGCGAAGAGGGAGAACCUACCGAGGCCGAUGUCCUCCGGCCCGGAAAGGAGAUGGUAGCAGCCGGCUACGCGCUGUACGGCUCGGCCACGAUGGUGGUACUGUCGCUUGGUGAUGGCGUCAAUGGAUUUACGCUGGAUCCGUCGAUCGGCGAGUUCAUCCUCACCCACCGCAGCAUGCAGUGCAAGCCGAAGGGCAGCACAUACUCGCUGAACGAGGGUUAUGCAGCUACGUGGAGCAAGGGAAUCGCGCAGUAUAUCCACGAUCGCAAAUUCCCGCCACAGGGCAAGAAGGGUAUGGGCCAGCGAUACGUCGGAUCGAUGGUCGCCGACGUUCAUCGUACUUUGUUGCAUGGUGGAAUUUUCCUCUACCCUCCAACGGCUUCUGCCCCCAAUGGAAAGCUCCGCCUCCUCUACGAGUGCAACCCGAUGGCCUACAUUCUAGAAAAAGCCGGAGGAUUGGCGACGACUGGGAAGGAACGCAUUCUCGACAUCGUUCCCACCAAAAUCCAUCAACGAGCCCCGAUUAUUCUCGGAUCAAAAGAAGACGUCGAGGAGGUCCUCGAAUACAUCCAAAAGCACGACCAA